AUGACACAACCUUUAUCCCCCUUAUCGCCAUCUUUUGGUAACUCUCGCACACAAUCACCUGCAUAUGCUCCGCCAUCCGCUGUCCGUCGUCGACGAGGAAUUGAUGAGAUAAUGUCGUCGACCGAUGAAUAUGAUAAAGAGAAUGGGUCUCCAAAGCCCGCAAAACGCGCUUUCUACUCUUACGAUGGUAGUGCAGAUGAUGAAUUAAUUGACGAUAAGAAUGACGAUUAUGACAGCCUCAAAACCUCCACUACUCCAGCCCGACGCAACGACAAUAACAAUAUCGACGACAUUGGCGAUGAUAUGACUGUUGACCUCAAUGAUGGUCCCCCAAGCUCACCAUUCCAGUAUGACACACGUGAUGAUACUGUGGAUAUGAACAGAUUACAGGCAAUGACCAUGUCGGCAUCGCGAAGGACGACGACAUCGCCGCAGAAGAAGCAAGGCCCGGUGAUCUAUGUUGAUGAACAGGAUCGCAUUGACGAGAUUGAUACCACUGAGCAAUAUGAUGCUGGUCGUCCAUCUAGUGGACUCGAUGAUACCACUACAAUGAGUGACAACGACAAGAAUGAUGACAAUGACGGCAGUGUGCUUCGUGUCGAACCAAAGCAAACCGAGCAUUCAACAAUUGGCAACAGUUAUAUGGAGGACAGACAUAACGAAGAAAUGAGCACGGUUGCACACCACCACUCUUCUGAAGAAAGUUCCCAUCUUGAUGAAGCCCGCGAUAAUGAUACAAUGGACGAUACCUGCUUCAGCACCUUUUCCGCUGUGCCAAACGUUGAUAUGACCAUGUUUGCCAAACUCGGGCAAUCUCCCACGAAGAAGAUCGGCGAUAUCAUGGAGUCGCCUGCGGUUAACCGGACUCCAGGGUACUACCGACGAUCAAAGGCAACAACACCGGCCACCGCUCAUAGGCGGGGCCUUAUGGUGGAUGAUGAUACCUCUCCAACCCCGCAAAGGAGGAAUCGCCCUGGCAGCGACGAAAGUGUAAACCUGCUCGACUUCAACGACUCGUUCAACUAUUUUCACAGAGUGUCUCAGCGGUUUUCAAUGUCAAGCAAUCGCGCUUCUAUGUCUCCUAGACGUCGAUCACCGUUGAAACCACGGGAUCCGAUGCGAUCUCCUGCAAAGUACAAUCUGAUAGACUUUGACAUGCCGCCUCCUGCUACACCAAUGUCGAUUCCGUCCAUCACUCCUCGUGAACUGGAAUCGUUGAAAUCUGGGUUUCUGUCUGAGAUUUCUUCUCUCAAGGCUACUCUUAGUGGUAAAGAAGCAGAGGUGGCAAGUCUCAAGCAAGCUGUUGCCGAUGCCGAACGUCGUGUGGGAGAAGCACUUGAAGAAGUUCGCAAUGAGGCGAUUCGUAAGGAAGCUCUUGAAGUGGAGCAGGCUGAGUGGGAGCGACGCGGCAAGGAAAUGGAAACAGUGUUGCGUGAAGUACGAGCCGAGAUCAUCGAUGGCGAACGAGAACGGGAACGUUUGACCAAGAAGAACGAUGAAGCAGAGCGACUCAAGGAACAGCAUGAAGGAAGAAUCGUCGAACUUGAAAGCCAACUAGCUGCUGCAAAGAAAGCUGCUGCUGCCAACCCUAGUGGCACCAUGACAAACGAUAAUGGUGACAAGAUAGGCAUGCUAACCCCCGAAGAAUCCGCAAAGGAGGUUCAAGAAGCCGUAGAGAGGGUUGCACGAGAACUCCACACGCUGUACAAGGGAAAACAUGAAACCAAAGUUGCGGCAUUGAAGAAGAGCUACGAAUCGAGAUGGGAGAAGCGUGUACGCGAAGCCGAGAACAAACUCCGCGACGCCAAUGAGGAAGUUGAGCGUCUCAAAACGGAGCGCGACACAACCAUGUCCGGACCCUUGAACCCGAACAUGAGCAUGAUGAGUGUCAUGGGUCGGUCUCGAGGAGCAAUUAUCUACCAUCAAGCGAGAUAA
Messenger RNA from Talaromyces marneffei, 1935 nucleotides. RefSeq lists its product as uncharacterized. The coding region runs from base 1 to 1935 and encodes 644 amino acids. Lineage: Eukaryota; Fungi; Ascomycota; Eurotiomycetes; Eurotiales; Trichocomaceae. The record is from RefSeq and is a predicted model, not a curated record. Gene Ontology annotation, biological process: mitotic spindle organization; cell population proliferation. The transcript has 2 exons. Gene Ontology annotation, cellular component: cytoplasm.